Kwoniella shivajii is the source of this 1329-nucleotide messenger RNA. RefSeq lists its product as uncharacterized. NCBI's taxonomy places the organism in Eukaryota, Fungi, Basidiomycota, Tremellomycetes, Tremellales, Cryptococcaceae. Bases 1 to 1329 code for a protein of 442 amino acids. The record is from RefSeq and is a predicted model, not a curated record. The transcript is spliced from 10 exons.
AUGUCUAAUGUAACAUCUUCGGUGGGGCUGGUACCCGGGAUGUCAGGUAUGGAUGUGAAUACUAUAUUAUGGAAACAGAUGGGAAGUAGUGUACCUAGUACAACAUGGUAUGCAACAGUAGGAACUAUCAUUCAAGCUUUAAUAGUUUCUUCAAUAUUAUCAAAUACUCUAAGCUAUUUCGAAUAUUUCACUCAAUCAGAUUCCAUUUGGUUAUUAGAAGCAGUAGGUCUAGGAGCUAUAAUGUCUGUCGGGGCUCUAGGUCUGACUUCUGCUCAAGCGUACAAAUUGAUCCAUGAAAACGAAACCAAUAUCGCAUCCCAUUUCAGAUUCCUCAUGUUAGCUGACAUGUCACAUUUACUUAUUGGUGCCAUAUUCAAUGCUGCUGGUGCGGUAUAUUAUACGUACCGAGCUUGGAGAAUGUCAGGUAAUAAAUGGUAUAUCGUUCCACCAUUCGCAUUAGGUGUUAUUGCUCAAUUCGCUGUUGCCAUCAUCGCCGUUGUUAACGGACUGAAAAUGCCUCACUUGACUAUUGAAGUGGUGAAAGAUUUACAGGAAAUUAUGGGUGGCACGAUCAAAUGGUUUCAAGCUUGGGGAGCGAUCACUUUUGCUGUCGAUGGUAUUUUAUGUCUGUUUAUGACUUUCAUGUUAUUCAAAUCUAAGCAAGGUAUAUUUCACAAUCAAUCGAAACUAUUCAAGAAACUUAUUUCGCUGGUGUACGAGACUAUGCUUCCGCCUGUACUUUGCUUAUUGAUACUGGAAUCAACCAGUAGUAAAGCAGGUUCACCUUUGACCGAUUUCAGAAGGAUUUUCACUUCGAUAUUACCUGUAUUAUACUAUCAUUCAGUCUUGUCGACUUUAGUAGGGAGACAGACUAUCAGGAAGAUUUUGGAUCGGAAAUUGAUCAAAGAAGGUGUAGAUGUAUUUUCCGGAUCAAGAUCAAGAUCAGGUUCAGGCUCGGGUUUAGGUUCAGGUUCAGGCUCGAAUGGACAUGUGAAUAAAAAUGGUGGUCGAAUUUUCGUUAGUAGACAAGUUCAGCGUGAUCGUAACCCUGACCAUAACGAUAAGGAGAAGAAUCUGGAAUUGGGUAUCAUAUCAUCACCGUUCACACCAAAAUCAAAAUCUGAUAGUCCAUUCGUUCUGAUUGAAACUGAACAGAGUCAGAGUGUUGUUGGACCGGAUGGCGUCGAACAUCAUCAUUUGCCUACUUUAGGCAGAAAUAGAUUACAGAGUAAUCGAUCCCAAGAGGACGAUGUUACGACUUGGGAUCAUCCACCUAAUAGUUGGGCUUCAACAGAUAGGUUAUACGAUGGUCCAGGCAGAGCAGCGUAA